Brienomyrus brachyistius is the source of this 2540-nucleotide messenger RNA. Its product is annotated as cortexin-3. The record is from RefSeq and is a predicted model, not a curated record. The transcript is spliced from 2 exons. Lineage: Eukaryota; Metazoa; Chordata; Actinopteri; Osteoglossiformes; Mormyridae. Bases 321 to 557 code for a protein of 78 amino acids.
UUAGCGACAAGACACGGCUACGUUCCCCCCCCCCGGUGGAAAAGAAACGAGACCGUAGGCGAAAAUGAGCACGAAAGAGUGGGUUUGACAUAAAGGGGGCGUGGGUAUAUGUAUGAAACGACAAGGGCGCACGGCUGCAAAUACAAAGAGCAAGGAAUCGUUUUAAUAAGUGUUGCUGGAUAAGCGCAGUUCGCUGCUUAACACGGGCGGAUCCGGGAGGCACAACAGGACCCCUUGACAGCUUCUGUCCCCAGCUGCAGUCAGGAUGUCAAUCUAGCAGCGUGGUGGGGGGUGCAGUUUGCUGAAGGACAGCCUCAGUAAUGGCAGGGGAGUUCCUGAGCAGCACCUUGCCCCCGUCGGGGGCAGCCUUGCCGGUGUCCUCCUCUCUGACACUGGAGCAGAAGGCGGCCUUCGUCUUCGUCUUCCUGCUCUUCAUCUUCCUCGGCUUGCUGAUCGUCCGCUGCUUCCGCAUCUUGCUGGACCCCUACCGCAGCAUGCCCUCUUCCACCUGGACCGACUACAUGGAGAAGGACACUUUCGAUUACCGCAUCGCCUGAGCGGACCUUCGCCUUGUACGAGAUCAUCCAGAAGACGGCUGAAGCUGAUAAAUGGGUCCCUACUGGGAAGGCAAAACCCCAGCUAACUGUGACAAGCAUUUGCAAGGAUUCUAUGUACGGAAUGUAACCUUGUGUGUCAGCUGACUAAGAGUAAAACACCUCAGGUGUCCAUGGGAGAAGCUCCAUUCAGUCCGUCUCUGUUUCCAAACCCACAUACAUAGACCUGUCAUCUUCUUCCACUAAGCUAAAUUUCAAUUCAAUUAUAUCCUCAAUUACACCCCUCUGCUUCUGAUAAGAACUCGGAGAGGUGAACCUCUUCCCUUUUUCUGAAGGCAGGAUUCAUCUCUCAAAUGAGUAAAUUAGCUUUUUUUUAUUUUUUUUUUAGGGCGUUAAAGUAACCGAUAUGCAAAGUCCUAUUACUUUUCAUUGUCCCCAACAUCAAGCAAAAAAAUCAUUUUUAAAAGCAGAAAAAUGGAAGUUUUGUAAUACCGUGGAGAUCUGAAAUCUCCACUCCAUGCUUCUGUGGCGUAGGAUCACGUGACGCAUGACAUUACGUGGGGCGACGACGUCCACGUGUGCGUCUGAUAUCGCCUAUUUUAUCUAGGUUGACCUGAUAUAAUCUUUUUGAAUAUGUAUAUACCCAUGUAUAAGUCAAUCCACGAUAUGACCUUUUCUGUGCUGAAUGUUUUCUAGCUAAAGUUCAAGGAGACAGCAAUGGACAGAAGCUCUGAUCCCCUUGAGAAGCAGCAUAGCACAGGAAGCGUAAACAGGCGAAAGAGCAGAAUAUCGAGCGGCCUUAACCCUAUAACAAACAUGACCAAGGUAAAUGUCUGGGAACUAUUUGCAAGUCUAAAUGUUUACAUGUUUAUAUAUAACUCUGCUUUAUGCAGGAUUCUUGUCUGUUAUUGAAAGCACCUUUAUAUGUCUGACACUUUCAGUGUUUUGCUUCAAACUGGAAUCACAACAACAGGAAUCGAUAGUCAAAGCAAGACCUCUGGCAUUGUUUUGGUAAUGCAGGUAUGAUUAUUGUCUGGAUGAUAUCGAUGACCAUUGUUAGGGAUGGCAGACAUUUUUUGAAUGCAAUGUAAAGAAUGUAUUUUGUCCAGUCAACGUUUUGUUGAAAUUAAUCUUACCGUGUUUGGGGGUGAGAGAUCUUUCAGCGUUGGGUCACCCAAAACUAGACCUAAUUAAGCUACUUCGGCAUUUUUCCAUUAAAAGGCAGGUUUUACUUGAAGUUCUAUGUAUCCUUCUGAGUGCUACCUAAGUAGUAUGUUUGAAUGAGCUUUUUCAGAACUUGGAAAUUAAAUCCUAAAAUGAUGUUGGACGUUGUUCUUCCACACUACAUAAAAUCAGUUUAUUAAGAAUUAUUCUGAUGUAGUCAGAGUAACUAGUAACUGAAGUCCGUCUCCAAAUGCUAUCAGUCUAAGUAUAUUUAUUGCAUAUUUAUAUUAGCUGUAGACCAGUUGGGGAAAGACAAAGACGUGGAAUAGUAAAGAUAUGAGUUUUACACCCCUAUGCGUUGGUUGAUCAUGGUUUGGUCCCCUUCUCCUUGAUGUAUGCCUUAGAAUGUAGCCUGUUUACAGUCCAUAAUAACUGAACGACAUGUAGCCAAGUUCUAACCAAGACCAACAGAUAGAAGGGGUUCCAAUCCGUCAAACUAGCGUCACUGGGGCUUUGGUGUAUAAAUCCAUGAUGUUAUUGGUGUGCACUUUGACAUCAGCUUUCCUCUAUGUCACACUGUUGCGAUUAAUGUGCAGAACCGGCUAUCGCUUGCGUCUCAUGCACAGUGCAUUUGCACAUUGGUGUGGCACAGUGUCCUUGCAGCAUGCUAGUGACAACAAGAAAGCACCUGAAUGUUUUUUGAAGUCAACAGGUAGAAUUUGAUUGUUAGAAUUUAGGCUCCGCCUACUUUUGGCCAUGUACUAUAUUUUCCAGUCUUUCACGCAUUUUAUAAUGAAAAUAAUAAUAAAUGCUCUUGAAUGA